Molecule: messenger RNA, 461 nt
Organism: Nasonia vitripennis (jewel wasp)
Lineage: Eukaryota; Metazoa; Arthropoda; Insecta; Hymenoptera; Pteromalidae
Gene: CPR57
Product: cuticular protein RR-1 family member 57
Exons: 2
Coding region: 48-398 (116 amino acids)
Cellular component (GO): chitin-based extracellular matrix
Molecular function (GO): structural constituent of chitin-based larval cuticle
Source: RefSeq, marked validated
CUUUGAUUCAGAACUCAUCCAGUUCCAACUCAAACCAAAACUCAAACAUGAAGACGAUCGUAGUUUUCGCCGCUCUCGUAGCCGUCGCCCUCGCCGCCGUCCCAAGGCGCAGGCAGGUCAGCCCACCCGGCAGUGAGACCAUCGUGCUGAAGGAACAGCUCCACGACAAUAUCGGUCUCGACGGCUACCAGUACAGCUACGAGCUCAGCGAUGGAUCCGCCAAGCAGGAAUCCUCCCAAAUCGAGGUCCGCGGCAACGAAGACGCCACCAACCGCGUCACCGGAUCCUACCGAUGGGUUGAUGAGCUCGGCCAGGAAUACGUCAUCACCUACGUCGCCGACGAAAACGGAUUCCAGCCCCAGGGUGCUCAUCUCCCAACCCCACCAUCAGCUCUGUAAACUGCCUUCGUCUCGUGUCGUUCCUAUAGUUAGUUAGUUGAAUAAACUGUUUUUUUUACCUAC